CUGAUGGUAUGCCUCUCACCAAUAUAUGACGUGGAGAGCGCCACUCGUGGUGCGGUCAAUUUCAAUUCUCCAAUUUUUGUCUCUUUACUAUACUACAGUAUAUUAGCGAUUGUGCAGUCGAUUGUUGCAGAUUACAUUUGCUGUCUAGAUUGUACUGUCACCUUAUCUCUUGAUCUUCUACUAUAUAAUCCUACAUAAUACUCUUUGCCUCACUGAUACACAGACACUUAAUUACUUUUCCCUUCAACUGAAGAGGAAGAGACUACACAUUAACAUGGCAGCUGCAACUCUGCCAAUUGAGAUUAUUCAAUUAAUACUUCUCUCCGCGGAACCCGAAGCGUACCAUUCCGCCCGCCUCGCGUGCAAUUCCUGGAGACAUGCUGCCUCGAGCUCUUUCAUGCUUCGAGAGGCACUCAAAAAGACGCCAACUCCGCUCCCUCCAGUGGAGGACAUGACAGAGGAUGACUGGAAUACUCUCUUCAACCAGAUUGCGCACCUCAAUCUACUGGACAGACGCGACCAUAUCGAGAAGAUGGUUAUAGAGCAAAAACGCCCACCGAAGUGUACAUUUUCCACAGUUGUUGCUGUGUCGGGUGAUCGCUCGAAGCUCGCGGCAAUGCAUGGAUCCAGGGUUGUCGUCUACAACAUCAAUAACGAGACUCACGACCUCGAAUUCGGCCUCGCUCGAUCUCUCUAUCCUCUAUGGACAACCAUGAGUCGCACAUUGGCUGACGGCAUGAGGAGUUGGAUGACCAUGGGCCAGCAUUACGCCAAAUAUCACAUCGCCCUCUCGACUCAUGGCAACUUGAUCGCAGUCGCUCUGGGAAAGUCUAUCCACAUCUAUGAUCUCCAAAACCCGAGCAGCCUCGAUUCUCCCGCAGAAGGCGUAAUUGGGGAUAAUGAGACGGUUUCUGUCGCGGCUGGUGUCACCGGAUACGAGGAGGCAAAGGGAGUGGUCGAGUCUCUGGAGUUCGUCGAAAACGACAGUCUACUUCGCGUCGUGAUUGGAAAGGAGCCAAAUGCGAAUCGACAGACACGCGUGCGUUAUCUGGGCAAGCCCCCUCCAAGAUGGGGUUCCAGUCGCAGCUGUUCAACUGUCACAGAGAGCCUUGAGUAUUGGAAAGAGAACAUGAACCACAUAUACUUGGACUCUGUGGCACUUGCCGUUUCUUUCCGCGAUGACAACAAGACUGCUUUCCAAGCGGUGCAGUUAGUACCAGAGUCGGUUUGUGAAGGCUGGACGGAUCAGCCUGGGAGGUUCUUCAUCGCAGCACUUCAAAAUACCGGCAUCAACGGCUACUGCAUCGCCUUCGUUUCUAGCGUCGACAAUAAGGUCACCAUAUGGAGACAGCUACCAUCGCGGACCGACCGGAUAUCAGAUCGCUGGGCCAAGUUUUUCGAGCCGAUUCCUCAAGAGAAGAAGUUGAGCCUCGCGGUCAGCGACGCCAUGGUGGUCGCGCGAAAUCGCCAAGUGGCCAAGGAUCGCUGGAAUCCAGUCAACAUGCCAUACGUCACGUCGACGCAUCCAAUGGCGGCCAUAUCGGACGACGGGAAAAUCCUAGUUGUUUUCGAGCCCGGGGCCGGACAUUCAUACAGCUUCUCGAAUGGCGGUGCGCUUUAUGUCUACAGCAUGCAGUGGUGUGAUCCCGAGUUUAGACCGCGACAGUGCACCAGCGGAGACAAGCGAUCAUCACCUCAACAACAGCCCUUCUCCAUUGAUGGGGUGUCUCCAAGCAUCCAACCGUGGUCUUUCCUCUUGGAUAUCAUCAACGUCGACAUCGACCGGCUCCGCGUUGAGGAGAGGGAGCAGCGAGAAGGGGCAGGAAAGGUGUACCUGGUCAGAGCCGAGACUGCCCAUGAAGUGAUGGAAUGGCGGCUGGCCUGAGAGCGGUGAAACGGAAUGAAUCAUGGCAUUACUGUACUUUUCGCGUCGGUAGCCAUCUCCGCGUGGCUUCUUGACGUAAGCGUGAAAGAGGGAGUUACGGAGUUUCAACAGGUAAUGGAUGUGGCGCAUUUGCAAGGCGUUCGGUUAUAAGAAAAGUUUGGGUAAGAUCAGCAUGACAGCGAUCAAAUAUUUUGGUGAUUCCCGGUCCUACUGCAUUGUAUAGAGAACGAGAUCUCAGUAACAUCCUGAGACCGCCGUACGUCUUUUCCUACAAGAAUUGUUCUGAUAUGUUUAUACGGGAAUAGAAGCCUUUUUAGUUACUAGAUGAGUCACAAUAAAUUAAUAACU
Messenger RNA from Paecilomyces variotii, 2233 nucleotides. RefSeq lists its product as hypothetical. The coding region runs from base 275 to 1885 and encodes 536 amino acids. Gene Ontology annotation, molecular function: protein binding. The record is from RefSeq and is a predicted model, not a curated record. The transcript has a single exon. NCBI's taxonomy places the organism in Eukaryota, Fungi, Ascomycota, Eurotiomycetes, Eurotiales, Thermoascaceae.